AUGAAGCGGUCAGACGCGGUUCUGCUCGCAGCCGCCCUUGCGGCGCCCCAGGUGUCGGCCUAUGCCUUCCCCGAUUGUACUGCCGCCCCGCUCGUGAACAACUCUGUCUGCGACACGUCUCUCAACGCGACACAGCGCGCCGCCGCCCUCGUCGAGCUCUUCACCGUCGAGGAGCUGAUCAACAACACCGUCAACGGUUCACCGGGUGUCCCCCGUCUCGGUCUUCCCGCGUACCAGUGGUGGUCAGAAGGUCUGCACGGCGUCGCAGACAGCCCGGGCGUCAACUUCUCCACCUCCGGCCCCUUCAGCUACGCUACCUCCUUCCCGCAGCCCAUCGUCAUGUCCGCCGCGUUCGACGACGCCCUCAUCAAAGCCGUCGGCGGCGUCGUCGGCAUGGAGGGCCGCUCGUUCAACAACUACGGCCACGCCGGCCUCGACUUCUGGACGCCCAACAUCAACCCGUUCAAGGACCCGCGCUGGGGCCGCGGCCAGGAGACGCCCGGCGAGGACCCGUACCACAUCGCCCAAUACGUGUACAACCUCAUCCAGGGCCUGCAGGGCGGCGUCAAUCCCGAGCCGUACUUCCAGGUCGUCGCGACGUGCAAGCACUUUGCGGGGUACGAUCUCGAGGACUGGGAGAAUAACUUCCGAUACGGCUUUGAUGCGCUCAUCACCACUCAGGAUUUGAGCGAGUUCUAUUUGCCUUCGUUCCAGAGUUGCUACCGUGACGCACAGGCCGGGGCGUCGAUGUGUUCAUACAAUGCUGUCAAUGGCAUCCCUACAUGUGCUGACACCUACCUCCUUCAAGACAUCCUGAGAGACUAUUGGAACUUUGACGAGACGCGUUGGGUCACCAGCGACUGCGACGCCGUUGAGAACAUCUACAACCCUCACAACUACACCGCCCUUCCUCAACAAGCUGCCGCCGACGCGCUGAGGGCCGGAACCGACCUCGACUGCGGCACGUUCUACACCGAGUACCUCCCACUCGCAUACAACCAGUCCCUGAUCACAGAGACCGAGCUCCGCGCCGCCCUGACGCGCCAGUACGCGUCGCUCGUCAGACUAGGCUACUUCGACCCCGCCGCCCAACAGCCCUACCGCCAAUACGGCUGGUCCAACGUCGACACGCCCUACGCCCAACAGCUCGCCUACACCGCCGCCACCGAAGGCAUCACCCUCCUCAAAAACGACGGCACGCUCCCCCUCCCCAGCACGCUCAAGAACAUCGCGCUCAUCGGGCCCUGGGCGAACGCGACGAACCAGAUGCAGGGCAACUACUUCGGCGUCGCGCCCUACCUCGUCAGCCCGCUCCAGGGCGCGCUCGCCGCGGGCUACAACGUCACGUACGUGUUCGGCACGAACAUCACGAGCAACUCGACCGCGGGCUUUGCAGCGGCGAUUGCAGCGGCGCGCGAGGCGGACGCGGUGGUGUAUGCAGGCGGGAUUGACGUGACGGUCGAGGCGGAGGCGAUGGAUAGGUAUAAUGUCACUUGGCCCGGAAACCAGCUGCAGCUCAUUGGCGAGCUCGCCGCGCUCGGCAAGCCGUUUGUGGUCGCGCAGUUUGGCGGAGGACAGGUGGACGAUACCGAGAUUAAGGCGAACGCGUCGGUCAACUCCCUCAUCUGGGCCGGCUACCCAGGCCAGAGCGGUGGCCAGGCCCUCUUCGACAUCAUCAGCGGCAAAGUCGCACCCGCCGGGCGCCUCGUGACCACCCAGUACCCCGCAGACUACGUCUACGAGAUCCCGAUGACGGACAUGAACCUCCGCCCGAACGCAAACGGCACGACAAGCCCCGGACGGACAUACAAAUGGUACACCGGCGCACCCGUGUACGAGUUCGGCUACGGGCUGCACUACACCAACUUCACAUACACAUGGACAAAGGCGCCCGCGAGCACAUACAACAUCCAGACGCUCGUCUCCGCCGCAUCGGGCGCCGCACACAUCGACCUCGCGCCGUUCGACACGCUCAGCGUCGCGGUAACGAACGCGGGCGCGGUCACGUCCGACUACAGCGCGCUCCUCUUCGUGAACGGCACGUACGGCCCCGCGCCGUACCCGAACAAGGCGCUCGCCGCGUAUACGCGCCUGCACAGCGUCGCCGCCGGCGCAGCCCAGACCGCGACGUUCGACGUCGUCCUGAACCAGAUCGCGCGCGCGGACGCGUACGGCAACUUCUGGCUGUACCCUGGCGCGUACGAGCUCGCGCUCGACACGACGCGCGAGCUGACGGCGCAGUUCACGCUCACCGGGGACGCGUAUCAGCUCACGUAUUUCCCGCAGCCAGGGAAUGCGACUGCGGCGAUGUGAUGUGGUGUGAACUUUUCUUGACGAUUUAGCUAGGC
Coniophora puteana RWD-64-598 SS2 is the source of this 2348-nucleotide messenger RNA. Its product is annotated as glycoside hydrolase family 3 protein. Gene Ontology annotation, molecular function: alpha-L-arabinofuranosidase activity; xylan 1,4-beta-xylosidase activity. Gene Ontology annotation, biological process: arabinan catabolic process; xylan catabolic process. NCBI's taxonomy places the organism in Eukaryota, Fungi, Basidiomycota, Agaricomycetes, Boletales, Coniophoraceae. Gene Ontology annotation, cellular component: plant-type cell wall. The record is from RefSeq and is a predicted model, not a curated record. The coding region runs from base 1 to 2313 and encodes 770 amino acids. The transcript is spliced from 7 exons.